This is a messenger RNA of Paramuricea clavata, 597 nucleotides long. Lineage: Eukaryota; Metazoa; Cnidaria; Anthozoa; Malacalcyonacea; Plexauridae. The record is from the annotation of a GenBank genome assembly.
AUGUUCACCUACUUGGCUCAGUAUUCACCACAUCUGUCGGAGAAAACUGCGAUCCUGAGAGAAGAUACCCGCUGGAAUUGGUGUCCGGAACACGAAGCUGCAUUUACCGAAAUGAAGAAUAUCAUAACGCAAGUUCCAGGUCCAGUUCUGAAGUACUACGAUACCGGUAAACAUGGCACAGUACAACUAGAUGCUUCCCAGUCAGGGCUAGAAGCAGUGCUUCUACAAGAUGGGAAACCUGUGACAUAUGCUUCGAAAGCAUUAACUCCAACCCAGCAAGCAUAUGUUCAAUUAGAGAAAGAAGCAUUAGCGUUAGUCUUUGGAUGCGAGAAGUUCCACCACUACCUCCUUGCCACCCCAUUGAGAGUUCAGAGAAUGCGAAUCCGUCUACAGAAGCAUAACGUGACCGUUAAAUAUAAACCUGGAAAGGACAUUCCAGUUGCGGGCACACUAUCGCGGAGUGGUGCCUGUGAAGAGAAACCAUCGGAAGAUCAAGAUUUAGAAUCUUACGUUGGAAGUAUCGUAAAGGAAAUGCCCGUUUCUGAUGGCAAAAUGGAAGAAAUACGAGAUUCUACGAAGCGUGAUGAAGAGUUAUAA